AUGGCUGCCGAAGACGCGUCGGGCGCCAAGGUCUACUUGAUCUCCAACGAUGCCGCUACCCUACAAGUCGACCGCAACGUUGCUCAGCGAUCGAUGCUCAUCAAGCACAUGCUGGAGGAUAUUGGCCACGAAUCAAUCAACGAGGACAACCCUAUUCCAAUUCCCAAUGUAAACGAAGCUGUCCUUCGCAAGGUUAUUGAGUGGUGCGAGCAUCACCGCAACGACCCUCCUCAAGCCCAAGACGAUGAUUCUGAUGGCCGACGACGUACCACCGACAUCGAGGAGUGGGACCAGAAGUUCAUGCAGGUUGACCAGGAGAUGCUCUUUGAGAUCAUUCUGGCUGCCAACUACCUUGACAUCAAGCCACUGCUUGAUGUCGGCUGUAAGACUGUAGCCAACAUGAUCAAGGGCAAGUCACCAGAAGAGAUCCGCAAGACUUUCAACAUUACCAAUGACUUCACCCCCGAGGAAGAGGAGCAGAUUCGAAGAGAGAACGAGUGGGCCGAGGACCGAUAA
Molecule: messenger RNA, 516 nt
Organism: Metarhizium album ARSEF 1941
Lineage: Eukaryota; Fungi; Ascomycota; Sordariomycetes; Hypocreales; Clavicipitaceae
Product: SCF complex subunit Skp1
Exons: 4
Coding region: 1-516 (171 amino acids)
Biological process (GO): mitotic cell cycle; SCF-dependent proteasomal ubiquitin-dependent protein catabolic process
Cellular component (GO): cytoplasm; nucleus
Molecular function (GO): cullin family protein binding
Source: RefSeq, a predicted model, not a curated record